Nerophis lumbriciformis (worm pipefish) is the source of this 2267-nucleotide messenger RNA. RefSeq names its product potassium inwardly rectifying channel subfamily J member 11 (gene kcnj11). The record is from RefSeq and is a predicted model, not a curated record. Gene Ontology annotation, biological process: potassium ion import across plasma membrane; regulation of monoatomic ion transmembrane transport. Gene Ontology annotation, molecular function: ATP-activated inward rectifier potassium channel activity. Gene Ontology annotation, cellular component: plasma membrane. NCBI's taxonomy places the organism in Eukaryota, Metazoa, Chordata, Actinopteri, Syngnathiformes, Syngnathidae.
CGUGACCCGCGUGGCCGCCUGUGCUGCAAGCUGAGUGACGGCGGCAGCUGAGGGCAGGAAUCCCCCUGGUGGGACUCGCCGCCUGACCCAGGGAGAAGGCGGCAGAGCUCGGAGCGGCACUCACACACCCACACACCCACACGGAGAGAGCGUCGGAGCCCUCCGGUGCGUAAUGUGGGGGUGACCAUGUUGUCCAGGAAAGGACUCAUCCCGGAGGACUACUUGCUGACGCGCCUGGCGGAAGAUGUCCUGCAGCACCCGAAGUUCAAGGCGAAAAGCCGGAAAGCGCGCUUCGUGGCCAAGAACGGCAGAUGCAACGUGGCGCACACCAACAUCCGCGAGCAAGGUCGCUUCCUGCAGGACGUGUUCACCACCCUGGUGGAUCUGAGAUGGCUCCACACGCUCAUCAUCUUCACCAUGUCCUACCUGUGCAGCUGGCUGCUCUUCGGCAUGAUUUGGUGGCUCAUCGCCUUCGCGCACGGCGACCUGGACCCGCGCGGCGGCGACUUGGUGCCGUGCGUCACGCAGAUCCACUCCUUCUCGUCCGCCUUCCUCUUCUCCAUCGAGGUGCAGGUGACCAUCGGCUUCGGCGGGCGCAUGGUGACGGAGGAGUGCGUGUCCGCCAUCGCCGUGCUGAUCGUGCAGAACAUCGUGGGGCUCAUCAUCAACGCCGUCAUGCUGGGCUGCAUCUUCAUGAAGACCGCGCAGGCGCACCGGCGCGCCGAGACGCUCAUCUUCAGCAAGCACGCGGUGGUGUCGGUGCGCAACAACCGGCUGUGCUUCAUGGUGCGCAUCGGGGAUCUGCGCAAGAGCAUGAUCAUCAGCGCCACCGUGCGGAUGCAGGUGGUGCGGAGGACGAGCACGGAGGAGGGCGAGGUGGUGCCGCUGGACCAGAUCGACAUCCACAUGGACAACCCGGUGGGCAGCAACGGGGUCUUCCUGGUGUCCCCGCUGGUCAUCUGCCACGUCAUCGACCAGCGCAGCCCCAUGUACGACAUGUCCGCCGCCGACCUGCAGCACGACGACGUGGAGGUCAUCGUGGUGCUGGAGGGGGUGGUGGAGACCACCGGCAUCACCACGCAGGCCAGGACCUCCUACGUGUCCGAGGAGAUCCUGUGGGGGCAGCGCUUCGUGCCCACCGUGUCCGAGGAGGAGGGCAUGUACGCGGUGGACUACUCCAAGUUCGGGAACACGGUGAAGGUGCCCACGCCGGGCUGCAGCGCCAGGAAGCUGGACGAGGUGGGCGGUAUCGCGCGCUACAAACUGCUGGAGGGCGUCACCCUGCGGCCGUCCGUCAGGAGGCGGCGGGGGUCCAGCGGGCGUCGUCGCUCCGGGUUGGAGACUAUGCAUGGAUCUCAUUCGGAUCCACUCAGGUGGUCCACGGAGGUGUCAGAGACAUGACGCUAAAAGUUCAACCAGCCUGCAAAAAAGUCACAUUUUGAAUGUUUAUUAAUAAUUUAAAAAAAAAAAACACACCAAAUCCGCGUAGUUAUACACGUGUUUGACCACACGGGGGCAGUGUCCACACACACUAAUCAGUUGUUCUUAAAUGGGGGUACUUGAAGGUAUGGCAAGGGGUAUGUGAGAUUUUUUUUAAAUAUUCUAAAAAUAGCAACAAUUCAAAAAUCCUUUAUAAAUAUAAAUAAAAACCUAUCUUUUUUUCCAAAUAGUUCAAGAAAGACCACAACAAAUGAGCAAUAUUUUGCACUGUUAUACAAUUUAAUAAAUCAAGAAACUGAUGACAUAGUGCUGUAUUUUACUUCUUUAUCCUUUUUUUUUUCAACCAAAAAUGCUUUGCUCUGAUUAGGGGGUACUUAAAUUUUAAAAAAUUUCACAGGGGGUACAUCACUGAAAAAAGGUUGAGAACCACUGCACUAAUAUAACAUGAAUGUUGGAUUUGACACUCAUCCAAUGGAACUUUUUACAGACUUUGAUUUUUUAUAUCAGCUUUGCAUGUUCUGAAAAUGGAAUUCACUAUAAUUAAUAUAUUUUAUUAGUAGUGAUGUGACACUCCAUUCGAUUCACAUACUUGGGUGACGAUUUGAUUCUCGAUUCAAACCAUUUCUCGUAAUACAUUAUUUGGAAUAAAUGUAAUAAAACGUUUUCAAAACAGGUUACGAAAGUUCCUCUUGACUGCUGACAUAUAACGUAGAUGAGCAGCGAGUACAUGUGGCGAUGACCUUCAACAUGUCUUUUAAAAAGUAUUCUUAAAAAGGAAAAAAGUACAUAAAUGGCACAAACAAGGGUGUAAUAAGCGUAUUUGACCA